UUUCUUUUUCUGUUUUGAUUUUUUUUGUGCCGGGUGUUGCAACACCGCCCGAUUUUACGUGUUUUUCACCUUUUGCUGCCUUUUGGGAACCUUGAUAACCUGCCUGACGGCACCCUGAAUCGCCGAGGACCAUUUCAUCAUUCACUGAGCAGCUAUUAAUCUAUUGAUCGGACGAACAUGGAAAAGGUGCGAAUCCAUUUUUGCUGGUCGAAGCGGCUGCUGUUGGUCUGUCUUUUGAUCGGGCUGCUUUGCUUUGCGAACUUGCAGAAAUCCUCUAACAUGCAGGACUUUCCACCACUCAAGAACGAUAAUCUGCUUCGGGCGGCCCGAGGAGAACCCGUUGACCGGGUCCCGGUUUGGGUUAUGCGGCAGGCGGGGCGCUACUUACCCGAAUUCCAAGAGGUACGUGCGAAGCACGACUUCUUCACUGUCUGCCGUACGCCCGAGCUGGCCUGUGAGGUUACAAUGCAGCCUCUGCGACGGUUCGAUCUCGAUGCUUCGAUCAUUUUUUCGGACAUCCUGGUCAUACCGCAAGCCCUCGGUAUCGUGGUCGAAAUGAAGCCCGGUGUGGGUCCGGUUCUUCCGGAACCACUUGUAGGACCAGCCGAUCUGCUACGAUUAAACCAAACCGGAUCGAUCGAGAGGCUGAAGUACGUCGGCGAAGCGAUUACGAUGAUGCGUCGAAUGCUCGACGGAAAGGUACCCCUUUUCGGCUUCACCGGAGCCCCAUGGACGCUGAUGGGAUACAUGAUCGAGGGUGGCGGAAGUAAAACCAUGUCCAAGGCAAAAGCCUGGCUCACGGAGCAUGCUGAAGCGAGCCAGAAACUGCUGGACAUUCUAACCGAUCAGGUGGUGGACUACCUAGUGAUGCAGGUGAAAGCCGGUGCACAGAUGCUGCAAGUCUUCGAAUCGAGUGCAGAUCAUUUGUCAAAGGAACAGUUCCUAUCAGUCUCGCUACCCUGUCUACAGCGCAUUCGUACGGAUGUGCUGCGUAAGCUGGCCGACGAGCAGGUGCCAGCAGUGCCGAUGGUUCUCUUCGCGAAGGGAGCCAUGCAUUCGCUGGCCGAGCAAGCGCAGACCGGAUACGAAGUAAUCGGUCUGGACUGGACCAUCGAUCCCGAAGAGGCACGUAAACGCGUAGGCCCGAAUGUGACGCUGCAGGGCAAUCUGGACCCUCAGGAUAUGUACAAAUCGUCUGAGGAGCUUCGCGAACUCGUAUUGACGAUGGUGCGAAAGUUCGGGAAACACCGAUACAUUGCCAAUCUUGGCCAUGGUAUCACGCCGCAAACACCGAUCGAAAGCAUGAACGUGCUGGUGCAAGCCGUCCAUGAUGCACUAUAACGACAUUCCAUCUCCAGGAGAGGCUAUGUUGAAAUGAAUCUGUGUGGCAAUCGAAGACCAUUCGUUGCGUUUAUUCCAUCACAGUUCGCAAUCGUUGAACUAAAAUGUUUUUGUUUCUAAACAA
This is a messenger RNA of Anopheles darlingi, 1465 nucleotides long. It is a transcript of the gene Urod, whose product is annotated as uroporphyrinogen decarboxylase. Gene Ontology annotation, cellular component: cytosol. Bases 178 to 1341 code for a protein of 387 amino acids. The record is from RefSeq and is a predicted model, not a curated record. The transcript is spliced from 2 exons. Gene Ontology annotation, biological process: heme biosynthetic process. Gene Ontology annotation, molecular function: uroporphyrinogen decarboxylase activity. Lineage: Eukaryota; Metazoa; Arthropoda; Insecta; Diptera; Culicidae.